AUGAAACAAAAACCUAAAUUAUAAAGUGGGUAUGAUUUUAUUAACGCUAAUAAAUUUACUAAUCAAUUAAGAAUCUUGAAUGAUUCCAUACAUCAAAUAACAAAGUUAUCAAAAGCUCCUGAUUCCCCAUUUAACAAUGCUAUAAUUAAGAAAUGUUUAACACAAUAAUCUCAAUCUCCUAAAUAAAGAAGAAUUCAAUAUGGAGAAUUUAAAUAAUAAACUUGUACUAAAACUACUUGUUCUCCAGUUUCAAAAGAAUAAUUAUAUAAUUUUAGUUCUGAAAAAAAACAAAAGGAUUAUAGAUUCAAUUAAAUAAAAUAAAUAAAAUAAAUAUAAUACAUUCCUGUAGUACAAAGUAAUUAAAGAUAUAAAAGAUAAUAGUUUAGAAAUAAUUUACUUUUAAUAUCAAAAGAUUUAAACAAUACUUAAAUUAAUGAAAUUAUUUAACAAAUUUCUAAAUGA
Messenger RNA from Paramecium sonneborni, 462 nucleotides. The record is from the annotation of a GenBank genome assembly. Lineage: Eukaryota; Ciliophora; Oligohymenophorea; Peniculida; Parameciidae.